UGCUCUGCAGCAAUCAGGUCCGUCACCAGCUGCUGCUGGGCGCUGGCAGGAGAGGGGAUGGCCAUGAGCCCUGGGCCCUCCCCACUGGAUGCUGAUGCACCCCCACACUUGGGUCACCCAGGCCACUAGGCAGCCAUUGGCCCUCUUGACACUGAUGGGCACCAUGCCCUGCCAAUGGGUCCUCCACUCCAAGGGCACAAACAGGAAGUGCCUGGGCACACUGCUCUCCAGCGGGGCAGUGGAUCGCAGUGUGUGUUGGGCAGUGCCCAGACCUAUGGGGUGCACUGCUCUCAGAUGGGGCAGUGGAUCGCAGUGUGCGUUGGGCAGUGCCCAGAUCCAUGGGGUGCACUGCUCUCAGAUGGGGCAGUGGAUCUCAGUGUGUGUCGGGCACUGCCCAGACAUAUGGGGCGCACUGCUCUCAGAUGGGGCAGUGGAUCGCAGUGUGUCUCGGGCACUGCCCAGAUCCAUGGGGUGCACUGCUCUCAGAUGGGGCAGUGGAUCGCAGUGUGUCUCGGGCACUGCCCAGAUCCAUGGGGUGCACUGCUCUCAGAUGGGGCAGUGGAUCGCAGUGUGUCUCGGGCACUGCCCAGAUCCAUGGGGUGCACUGCUCUCAGAUGGGGCAGUGGAUCGCAGUGUGUCUCGGGCACUGCCCAGAUCCAUGGGGUGCACUGCUCUCAGAUGGGGCAGUGGAUCGCAGUGUGUCUCGGGCACUGCCCAGAUCCAUGGGGUGCACUGCUCUCAGAUGGGGCAGUGGAUCGCAGUGUGUCUCGGGCACUGCCCAGAUCCAUGGGGUGCACUGCUCUCAGAUGGGGCAGUGGAUCGCAGUGUGUCUCGGGCACUGCCCAGAUCCAUGGGGUGCACUGCUCUCAGAUGGGGCAGUGGAUCGCAGUGUGUCUCGGGCACUGCCCAGAUCCAUGGGGUGCACUGCUCUCAGAUGGGGCAGUGGAUCGCAGUGUGUCUCGGGCACUGCCCAGAUCCAUGGGGUGCACUGCUCUCAGAUGGGGCAGUGGAUCGCAGUGUGUCUCGGGCACUGCCCAGAUCCAUGGGGUGCACUGCUCUCAGAUGGGGCAGUGGAUCGCAGUGUGUCUCGGGCACUGCCCAGAUCCAUGGGGUGCACUGCUCUCAGAUGGGGCAGUGGAUCGCAGUGUGUCUCGGGCACUGCCCAGAUCCAUGGGGUGCACUGCUCUCAGAUGGGGCAGUGGAUCGCAGUGUGUCUCGGGCACUGCCCAGAUCCAUGGGGUGCACUGCUCUCAGAUGGGGCAGUGGAUCGCAGUGUGUCUCGGGCACUGCCCAGAUCCAUGGGGUGCACUGCUCUCAGAUGGGGCAGUGGAUCGCAGUGUGUCUCGGGCACUGCCCAGAUCCAUGGGGUGCACUGCUCUCAGAUGGGGCAGUGGAUCGCAGUGUGUCUCGGGCACUGCCCAGAUCCAUGGGGUGCACUGCUCUCAGAUGGGGCAGUGGAUCGCAGUGUGUCUCGGGCACUGCCCAGAUCCAUGGGGUGCACUGCUCUCAGAUGGGGCAGUGGAUCGCAGUGUGUCUCGGGCACUGCCCAGAUCCAUGGGGUGCACUGCUCUCAGAUGGGGCAGUGGAUCGCAGUGUGUCUCGGGCACUGCCCAGAUCCAUGGGGUGCACUGCUCUCAGAUGGGGCAGUGGAUCGCAGUGUGUCUCGGGCACUGCCCAGAUCCAUGGGGUGCACUGCUCUCAGAUGGGGCAGUGGAUCGCAGUGUGUCUCGGGCACUGCCCAGAUCCAUGGGGUGCACUGCUCUCAGAUGGGGCAGUGGAUCGCAGUGUGUCUCGGGCACUGCCCAGAUCCAUGGGGUGCACUGCUCUCAGAUGGGGCAGUGGAUCGCAGUGUGUCUCGGGCACUGCCCAGAUCCAUGGGGUGCACUGCUCUCAGAUGGGGCAGUGGAUCGCAGUGUGUCUCGGGCACUGCCCAGAUCCAUGGGGUGCACUGCUCUCAGAUGGGGCAGUGGAUCGCAGUGUGUCUCGGGCACUGCCCAGAUCCAUGGGGUGCACUGCUCUCAGAUGGGGCAGUGGAUCGCAGUGUGUCUCGGGCACUGCCCAGAUCCAUGGGGUGCACUGCUCUCAGAUGGGGCAGUGGAUCGCAGUGUGUCUCGGGCACUGCCCAGAUCCAUGGGGUGCACUGCUCUCAGAUGGGGCAGUGGAUCGCAGUGUGUCUCGGGCACUGCCCAGAUCCAUGGGGUGCACUGCUCUCAGAUGGGGCAGUGGAUCGCAGUGUGUGUCGGGCAGUGCCCAGACCUGAGGGGCGCACUGCUCUCCAGACUGGGCAGUGGAUUGCA
This is a messenger RNA of Pelodiscus sinensis (Chinese soft-shelled turtle), 2297 nucleotides long. Lineage: Eukaryota; Metazoa; Chordata; Testudines; Trionychidae. The record is from RefSeq and is a predicted model, not a curated record.